Cylindrotheca closterium is the source of this 717-nucleotide messenger RNA. Lineage: Eukaryota; Bacillariophyta; Bacillariophyceae; Bacillariales; Bacillariaceae. The record is from the annotation of a GenBank genome assembly.
AUGGCAUCACUUCCUGCUCAAUACACUGUCACCCAAAGAGUGUGUGCAUUGAACAAUUUUGGUGUUACGAGCCUCAAUAUUGGCGAGGUGUCAAGUGCAUAUGGCUACUUUGCCGAGGCUCUUGAAACUGUAGAGGAACUCAUUUUGCUCUUACAGCAACAGGCUGAUAUCAACGAGGACCUAGAGUGUUCCAAGGUAGGCUACUGCUUCUCUUACUCGCCUUCUGAGAGCAGGUCACUUGAGGGAUACGCGAAAAAGCAGGAUGCCGUAUACAUCUGCGACCGGCCAUUGACUGUCUCCCUUGUUGGACCGUGUUCUUCUGAGCAUUCUCAACAGAUCAGCUUUCUCUGUUCCCUUCUACUAUUCAAUAUGGCGCUUCUACAUCACUCGCUUGGCCUAUAUGAUGAAAGCUCAACGUCUUUAGAGAAGGCAGAAAUAUUCUAUGAAACAUGCGUUCUCGUAGGAAAAACUGACAACAAAGGUACUGUACACGAUGAUCAAUCCGUGCUGAUAGUUGGCAGCGCCAUAAACAACAUGGCACAAUUGGCCUUAGAACAUGGAAACAUCAAGGUGGUACGACACUAUCUCAAACAGCUUGGAAUCAUUUGCCGCCGUCAAUCUUUCGCCAAUGGCAGCGUCUUGUAUCAGAAUGAAUGGAGAAACAUAUUCUCCAAUGUUCUUUUGAGAGACGGACUGAAUGUUGCACGAGCCGCAUGA